Molecule: messenger RNA, 1485 nt
Organism: Botrytis cinerea B05.10
Lineage: Eukaryota; Fungi; Ascomycota; Leotiomycetes; Helotiales; Sclerotiniaceae
Exons: 2
Coding region: 271-1185 (304 amino acids)
Cellular component (GO): membrane
Source: RefSeq, a predicted model, not a curated record
GUAUCGACGUAUACGUCUUCGAAUACGCGUAUCUGAUACGGCGUAAACAGAAAUUGCAAUCGAUAUCUCUGUAGCAAUAGUCCAGAAUGCUAAAGAUGCUGAGGAUAAAACGGAUUGAUAACCUCGAGUUGGAGUUGGAAGUUCAUCUCCAGCUCUUCGCUUUUACAUCGUACAGUUUUGAUCGUUCCUUUUGAUCGUCCAUUUGCAACGGCCUAGAGCACCCUUCAUAUCAACACAACUUCACGAAUAUCAAACUACUACUUCUUCACAAUGGCGAAACUCGAACCCUAUCGUGGAGAUUACUAUCUCUGGAACUACAUUCCGUCCAUAGCUGCAGCUGUGAUCUUUAUCGUCCUAUUUCUCAUAACAACUGGUCUCCAUACCUGGCGUAUUUAUAAGACUAAGUCCUGGUUCUGCAUAGCGUUUACCAUCGGAUGUCUCUUCGAGGCCAUCGGUUACAUCGGACGAGCGAAGGCGGUCAACAGUACCGGCAAGCUCCUUCCAUAUGUCAUCCAAAGCUUCUUCACCCUCGUUGCUCCAGCCUUUUUGGCCGCAUCGAUCUACAUGACACUCGGCCGAAUUAUACGAUAUGUCCACGGAGAACAUCAUUCUAUCAUUCGGAUCAACUGGCUCACAAAAAUUUUCGUCAUCGCGGAUCUUUUGUCAUUUUUCGUACAAGCAGGAUCCUCCGGGUUGAUGUUCAAUGACAGCACUGCCAGUCUUGGUGAAAAGGUCGUGUUGGCCGGUCUAUUCAUCCAGAUCAUAGCUUUUGGGUUUUUCUUCCUUAGCGCCCUUAUAUUCGAACGCCGAAUGAGAAGAGAGCCCACGCCGGAGUCUUUUGUUGUUGAAGCAAACUGGAUUCAUCACUUAUAUUGUCUAUACGCCAUGAGUACUCUCAUUCUCAUUCGAUCGAUCUUCAGAGUUGUCGAGUAUGCGGCGGGCCAGAAGGGAUAUCCACUGAUGAAUGAAUGGACUUUAUACAUAUUCGAUACAGUACCAAUGUGGAUCGUCACCGUUAUUUUCCUAAUUUGGUAUCCUUCUCAAUUUCAAAUCAAGCCGGGAACCGUAGCAUCUCCAAGUGGGGUGGGGGAAGAGGCGCAGAGUGUUCAAUUGAUGAAUAGUGCAGAGCAAAAGCGCGAUAGCAGGACCAAGACAAAACUGUACGGCGCUCGAAGUAUGGUAUGAAGACAUUAUGACAAAAGAGGCCGACAUCAGAUGUCGUGUGGCCAAUGAGACAAAGAUUUAUGGUAAAGGUUUGCCCUUACUGAUAUGAUUUAUAUUUGGGUUGUCUGAGCAAGACAUUUGGUAAAUGGGAGUCAGGAGUUAUUCAUUAUAGCCAACUGGAUGGAAUGGUUUUGUAAUGAGAAUUGCAAUGAAGGAUUUUGGAAGAUGGCAUAGCUGUAGCCAAGUCAAAAGUAAUGGGAUGAAACUAAAUUUCUCGCACCCAUUGUCCACGAUUUCAUGUCCCUAAAUAGUACGUGUACA